AUGGCUUGCAAAAUCAUACUCGUAACUAGGGCAAAUAGAGGUAUACACACCCGCCGUCUCAGUUUCCUUAGUCUUUCGGAAAGAGCAGGUGUCAAGAAAAGUGGCAUUAGCUUCGCCAUCGUCCAGGCUCUUUCGAUCCGCUUCCCCCAGCAUACCUACCUUCUUGGCGUCCGCCCCGUUCCCUCCGGAGAAGAAGCCAUAUCUUCCCUCCAAUCCCUCAGUCUCACCUCAACAUUUGCCACCAUCGAAAUCAACAUCACAGAUGACACCUCGGUCACAUCCACCGCAUCUCAAGUCAGCGAACGCUUCGGCCACCUCGACGUCCUGGUAAAUAACGCCGCAAUCAAACCAGAUGCCCCCGACUUCAGAAUUUUCUUCAACCAAAUCCUCGACACAAACGUUACCUCCGUCGUCCAGGUCACGCAAGCUUUCCUAUCUGCUCUGCACGCCUCUCCCUCCAAAAAACCCCAGGUCAUAAAAAUCUCCUCGGCUCGUGGCUCCAUUCACCAGCAGACGAACAACGCACUCCCGCCCACGGCGUCGAUUCCGUAUUUAGUGAGUAAGACGGCAUUUAAUGUUACAAUGUUGGAGAUGGGGAAAUUGGAGCCAGGAGUCCUCCUUCAGGCGGUGCGUCCAGGACAUUGUAGGACAGCUUUUAAUGGGUUUAGGGGGACGAAGGACCCGGCCGAUGGGGCAAGUGUGGUGGUGGAGCUUGUGGAAGAUGAAUGGGGAAGGUGGGGAGUGGGGUUUUGGGAGGUUAAAGGGGAGUGGGGAGUGGAGAGAGUGCCUUGGUGA
Lindgomyces ingoldianus is the source of this 795-nucleotide messenger RNA. Its product is annotated as NAD(P)-binding protein. Lineage: Eukaryota; Fungi; Ascomycota; Dothideomycetes; Pleosporales; Lindgomycetaceae. Gene Ontology annotation, molecular function: oxidoreductase activity. The transcript is spliced from 2 exons. Bases 1 to 795 code for a protein of 264 amino acids. The record is from RefSeq and is a predicted model, not a curated record.